GUAACGGACCAACGACAGAAACAAUCCGGCUGUCACUGAUUCUCAGCGAUAACUGAUGGAAAUAACGAAGUAGCCACGGAAUGACUUUAUAGAUAUCUAUCCGGUAGCUGCUUUCUGUUCCUAUUUCAUAUUUUUCUCGCGGGUCCUCGGCGCUCGUCGUGUCUGGCAGUUCGCCACACGCAGCAAUAACAAUGGCUUCUGGGUCACCGUCGUCCUCCCCGGACACUGCGACGGGCUCAGGUACAGACCCAGCCCGGCCCGACACGGGGGAGCCUCUCGGUGGAGCCGGCUCGGACUCCGACUCGGACUUGGGUUUGGGGAAGUUCGACUGCAGCGCCAUGGAGAUGGGGGACAGGCUGGAGGAAGAGGACCUGCUGGCGGACUUUGAUUCCGCAGCCGAUCGCGUUCGAGACCUGGUCCAGACCGCCGGCAGAGACCAGCUGCUGUACCUGUACGCCCGGUACAAACAGGUCAAAGUGGGAAAGUGCAAUACACCAAAGCCCGGCUUCUUUGACUUCGAAGGACAGAGGAAAUGGCAAGCCUGGAAGCAGCUGGGAGACAUGGAUGCAGAGCAGGCAAUGCAAGAGUACAUUUCAUGUGUCAAUGUGUUAGACCCUGAAGGCAGCACGAAGGAAAGACAAGGAGCAGAAAGGAGAACAGGCUUCGGAGGAGCAGCAGUCAGCUCCCUAUACCAGGAAGAGAUGAUCAGGGAAGAGGACAAGAACAUCUUUGACUACUGCAGGGACAACAACAUCGACCAUAUCAGUCAGGCCAUCGUUUCCCAGAAAGUGGAGGUCAACGCUAAAGACGAAGAGGGUCGGGCUCUCCUGCACUGGGCCUGUGACAGAGGACACAAGGAGCUGGUGUCUGUAUUACUGCAGCACAAAGCAGACAUCAACAGUCAGGACAAUGAAGGACAAACAGCGCUACAUUAUGCAUCUGCGUGUGAGUUUGCAGAAAUCGUGGAGCUUCUGCUGAGCUCCGGAGCCGAUCCAUCAAUCAAAGACAUGGAGGGCUCUCUCCCUGAGGAGGUCACCGAAUCCAGCGCCAUCUCCUCCCUCCUUCGCCAGCACACUGCUCCCAAAGGCUAGACCCCCUCUACCCACCCACCUCCCAGCUCCCAGCUCCGAGUCUCAUCCCCGUACCGGCCAUCUGACCCAGCAUCCCUUCUUCAUUCCUGAAGAGACUCUGUUCAACCCCAGCAGUUGUAGACCAGGAUUGCAGAGGUUUUAUUUGACUUUAUUUCCAAAUACGUUUGGUGAGUUCAUUUCAUCAACUUAGCUUCUCAGAACUAAGGGUGUAAACAUUAGCCCUCUGAUUUAAAUGAAACACACUGCAUAUAUUUUCAUCCUUUGAAAUAUUAAAUAUUGACCUAAUCUGCCCAGAAGGGUUGGGUGAUAUGAAGUGUCUGUCAGCUGGUCGCGACUUUGCUAACUGGGUUAGCUAUACUUUGAAUUAUCUCUUCUGGUAUGAGACCAUUGCAGCAAUAUUCCAGAUCAUUGAGCAGGACUGCUUAUUGGCAAUGUUACAAUGACACAAGGCAUUGUGGGAACCAAAAUCAGACAUUCCCAUCCACUAAUAAAAUUCCUGGAAAAUCAUUCCUGGAAAAAUUCUGUAUAACAUGAAGAAGAUUUUCUACAUAUCGCCCACCCCUAUAGCGCAGGUCAGACAACCAACCAGACCAGUUAGCCUGGGUCAGCUCUCAACAGGUCCAAUCAUUAUUCAGUUGUGUUAUGUUUCAAGGAAUGCUUUAAUCAUUUGACAUAUAAUAUCAUUAAAGUCUUAAACGAA
Molecule: messenger RNA, 1791 nt
Organism: Limanda limanda (common dab)
Lineage: Eukaryota; Metazoa; Chordata; Actinopteri; Pleuronectiformes; Pleuronectidae
Gene: acbd6
Product: acyl-CoA binding domain containing 6
Exons: 8
Coding region: 192-1091 (299 amino acids)
Molecular function (GO): protein binding; fatty-acyl-CoA binding
Source: RefSeq, a predicted model, not a curated record